AUGCCUUUACAUCUACUCGAUCUGAACGAGGACGUCCUAAAUCAUGUCGUAGACAAGCUCUAUGGUGGAAAUGCGCUCAGAUUUUCACUGGCGUCGAAGCGCACCUACGAAGUUGCCAUCCAUCGCGUUGCCGCCGUGGUGAAAUGUAGGCGAUCAGACAGACUCGCCCUCAUCCACCGGGUCUUACUCAACGGCCCACGACCUCGCGCGCAUCACAUCGAGGAUCUAGUCAUUCACGCACCUAUCUUUCUACAGGGAGAGGCUCCCUAUCUGCCGCAAGUUCGGGACAGUAAUCCAGAUAUGCUCUCACUCAUUUUGGACCUCAUUUCUAACGCCCCCAAGCUCCGCCGACUCACUCUCUGCGAAGUCGACGCCUCCUUGCAGCGCGACCCACGGAUGGAAACCGUCCUUCUCGGCCUUCGCAAUCUCAACCGCAUCGAGUUCGCGGGGUCGACGAGGUGGAACCUCACUGUCCUAUCGCUCCACAACUAUGCCACUGCGCUUCCCUCUCGGGUGACUGCCCCACCCGAGGAAUUGUGGCCACAGCUGUUCGACACAAUCGCGGCGUUCCCGCAGUUUCACACGCUCGAUAUCGCGGACUUUCGGACUGAUGACAAGUCGUUUCGCGACAUCGAUGGUUAUACACCCCCUACCUUUCCAGCUUUACGCAAGCUGUUCUUAUUCCGCUGCUCGUCUGACGUACUGGAUUUGGCAUGUCUCUCUCCGUACUUACACACGCUCGAUGCAGACUUAGCCUGGGGUCAGUUCGACUUGAUGCUCCGCGUUGCAAGCCGUCCCGGGCCGCGCCUUUCCCCACUUCGCUCGGUACUUUUCUCUUCAAUACUGCCGGCCCUCUAUGCGACGGAACUCAUGAAUACCGCGUACCACCUGAGAAUCACUCGUACUACCUUGGAGGACAAUCUUCUCUCCACUCACCACUUAGGAGUCCACUUACGAGAAAGGCAAGCCGCAGCACUGGUGGAGAUAGUCCGGACGGUCUCGCCUGUUCGGGCGCAGCUAGCGGCGGUCAUCGGGGACCAGUCCACAGAAUUCUGGCAGCGAAUCUCCUUGGCCGCUCCACGAAUGAAGGUCAGAGCUGAGGCUGGUCUUUCCAUCAACGCUGGAUUCGAAUCGCGAGUCUCCGAGUUGGUUGUUCCUAGACUCACCAUCACCAAAAUACAGGACAAUAUCCCCGCAAUGCUAGCAUCGCUUCCUCUCAUCGGCCUACGGCUCCAUUGUGGGAAGAUGCCAGAGCUCUCGAAACUACAGUACUCGAACGACCCGUUGUACGAGUAUGACGAUGCGGUAUAUGACGCGCAGAAGAAACUUGCUCGCGAGCUCUACUCCACGCGGGUGCAAAUCAUGAAGAGCCUUCCCCGCCGUCUUACGAAUGCGAUCCAUGGCCUUCGUGUGGUGGCCAUUGCUGACGAAGAGCCGGAUGCGGACUACGACGGAACCCCACACGUGCCCCGCCCGCUCAGCGAGAGCGUUGGCGACCAUCUCGAUGACUCUGACGAGUACGAAUAUCAAGCCUCGUGGUACGCACACUUCGUAAAGAGCUUGGAGUGGUGGAGGGUCAUGCGAAACGAGGAGGAAACCGUACGUUUGGAAGCUCUUACUUGGGAUCAAGGAACGCGAGUGCAGAGAUUCUUCGAAGAUUCAGACAUGACGGGCCUCGAGCGCAUCGACGGUGAGAGCUCUUGA
Molecule: messenger RNA, 1704 nt
Organism: Dichomitus squalens LYAD-421 SS1
Lineage: Eukaryota; Fungi; Basidiomycota; Agaricomycetes; Polyporales; Polyporaceae
Exons: 3
Coding region: 1-1704 (567 amino acids)
Source: RefSeq, a predicted model, not a curated record